Cordyceps militaris CM01 is the source of this 546-nucleotide messenger RNA. RefSeq names its product putative acetyltransferase. The transcript has a single exon. Bases 1 to 546 code for a protein of 181 amino acids. Gene Ontology annotation, molecular function: acyltransferase activity, transferring groups other than amino-acyl groups. NCBI's taxonomy places the organism in Eukaryota, Fungi, Ascomycota, Sordariomycetes, Hypocreales, Cordycipitaceae. The record is from RefSeq and is a predicted model, not a curated record.
AUGACGGUCCAAGCCCUCACCAUCCGCAAAGUCACGCCCUCGAUGCUACCCGCCGUGCACGCCCUCGUCGAGGGCUCUUUCCGCGGGCGGUCCGCGGCCAAGGGCUGGUGCAGCGAGGCCGAGUUCUUCACGGGCGCGCGCAUCACGCUGGCGGGCAUGCGGGAGAAGCUCAGCAGCGCGGGGACGACGUUCCUCGCCGGGUACGACGGCGGCGGCGGAGCGCUCGUCAGCUGCUGCGAGAUUGCGCAGCGGGACCGCGACACGUGCUACUUUGGCCUCUUCGCCGUCGAUCCGGAGCGGCAGGGCGGCGGCAUCGGGAGCCGCGUGCUCGCGGCGGCCGAGACGUACGCGCGCACCGAGCUCGGCUGCGCGCGCAUGGAGAUGCAGGUCAUUGACAGGCGCGACACCCUGAUUGCGUACUAUGAACGGCGCGGCUACGUGCGCACAGAGGAGACGCGGCCGUUUCCGUACGAGUUGUUUGCCGAGGGCACCGUGCUGCGAGAUGACUUGCGCUUUGCGGUGCUGGUCAAGGAGUUGGUGGCAUAG